AGGGGUGGGGCCGAGAGGCGCGCGGUGCGCUUCUUGCUGUACUUAAGAGCGUUUGAUUUCAUCAUGGAGAGUAUUUGUGCUAAGUUUGUGUCUCAGAAAAUCAGCAAAACCCGUUGGCGACCGCUGCCGCCCGGGAGCCUGCAAACCUCGGAGACCUUUGCUACGGGAUCUUGGGACAAUGAGGACAAUUAUGUUUCACUGUGGUCUAUUGGAGAUUUUGGAAAUCUGGACUCUGAUGGCGGGUUUGAAGGAGACCAUCAAUUAUUGUGCGAUAUCAGACAUGAUGGUGAUGUCAUGGAUUUACAGUUUUUUGACCAGGAAAGAAUUGUAGCUGCUUCAUCAACUGGAUGUGUAACAGUUUUCCUUCACCAUACAAAUAACCAGACCUUAUCGGUCAACCAGCAGUGGAAGACAGCUCACCACCACACAAAGCCUUACAGUCCUGUCUAUAGAGGUGCACCCUGCACAGGUAUUGUGUGUGACAACCCAGAAAUUGUCACAGUUGGAGAAGAUGGUCGAAUAAAUCUCUUCAGAGUUGACCACAAGGAAGCCGUAAGAACUAUAGACAAUGCAGAUAGUAGUACACUCCAUGCUGUAACUUUCCUUCGAACUCCUGAGAUUGUUACAGUAAAUUCAAUUGGACAAUUAAAAAUAUGGGAUUUCAGACUACAAGGAAACGAGCCCGCUCAGAUAUUAUCACUGAAUGGUGACCGAGUGCCACUCCACUGUGUUGACCGACAUCCCAACCAGCAGCAUGUUGUAGCUACAGGUGGCCAGGACGGAAUGCUGAGUAUUUGGGACGUUAGACAAGGCACUAUGCCUGUAUCUCUGCUGAAGGCUCAUGAAGCUGAAAUGUGGGAAGUUCACUUUCACCCAUCCAAACCAGACCAUCUGUUUACUUGUUCUGAAGAUGGAUCCCUCUGGCACUGGGAUGCCUCCAUAGACAUGCCGGAGAAAUCCUCACUCUUUCACCAAGGAGGACGAUCCAGUACAUUUCUGUCUCACAGCAUUGGUAAUCAGGCUAAUGUUCACCAGUCUGUGAUAAGUUCCUGGCUCAGCACUGAUCCUGCAAGAGACCGAAUUGAAAUCACAAGCUUGCUUCCCACCAGGACUCUGUCAGUGAACAGUUUGGAUGUUUUAGGUCCUUGUCUUGUUUGUGGAACUGAUGCAGAAGCAAUUUAUGUUAGCAGACAACUAUUUUCAUGAAAACACUGUGAAUAUAAGUUUUCAAGUAAAACAUGGACUUUUGAAUUCCAACUUCUGUGCAAAACUUUGUUACUGGAAAAUGUGAUAUUUGCAAGGGAAUCAUUGGUAAAUUACUGUUCAUGUUGAUCCCCA
This is a messenger RNA of Chinchilla lanigera (long-tailed chinchilla), 1338 nucleotides long. It is a transcript of the gene Nup43, whose product is annotated as nucleoporin 43kDa. Bases 64 to 1206 code for a protein of 380 amino acids. Gene Ontology annotation, cellular component: nuclear pore outer ring. The record is from RefSeq and is a predicted model, not a curated record. Gene Ontology annotation, molecular function: protein binding. NCBI's taxonomy places the organism in Eukaryota, Metazoa, Chordata, Mammalia, Rodentia, Chinchillidae. The transcript has 8 exons.